Poecilia latipinna (sailfin molly) is the source of this 1170-nucleotide messenger RNA. It is a transcript of the gene cavin4b, whose product is annotated as caveolae associated protein 4b. The coding region runs from base 239 to 1153 and encodes 304 amino acids. The record is from RefSeq and is a predicted model, not a curated record. Gene Ontology annotation, biological process: regulation of gene expression. The transcript has 2 exons. NCBI's taxonomy places the organism in Eukaryota, Metazoa, Chordata, Actinopteri, Cyprinodontiformes, Poeciliidae. Gene Ontology annotation, cellular component: cytoplasm; caveola.
CCAUCAGGGUCAACCUCCAGUUGUAGAGGGGUGAGCUGGUCCUUCUGCCUUCUCGCCGUCUCUUCUGUAUCCCACUACCUCAACCCUCAUGCUGUGGUUCUUGAUUCUUUAUCACCUCUAACUUUCACAGAUUCUGCAGGGCUUUUAUCUCCCUUCAUCUCUUCUUUCAUUUCAUUUGGAUCGUUGAAUUCAAGCCACCAACUGACCAGACAGUUAAAAGACCAACCAGCCAGCAAGAAUGACGGACAAACCGGUGCUGCCAGCAGGAGGCGGAGAUGAUGCCGGCGGCAUCAUGGCGCUGCUGGAGCGCGUGGCGGGCCUCAUGGACAACGUCCAGGCCACACAGCAGCGCAUGGAGGAGCGUCAGCUGGAGCUGGAGAACACAGUGAAAACCAUCCAGGCCGACGUCGUCAAACUCACCAACGAUCACGCAAACACCAGCUCCACGGUCAGCCGGCUGCUGGAGAAGACCCGCAAGGUCAGCUGCCACAUCAAGGAUGUCAGGGUGCGGGUGGAGAACCAGAACCUCAGGGUGAAGAAGGUGGAGGCCACGCAGGGAGACCUGCUCGCCAAGAACAAGUUCAGGGUGGUCAUUUACCAGGGUGACCAGGAAGUUAAAGCGAUCACACCAGGCAACGAGCCGGCAGAGUCCAGCGGUGCAGCUGCAGCAAGGCCUGAGGUGGAACCAGACAAGUUUGAGCUUCCUCCAGAGUCGGACGAAGAGUACAUGGUUGUGGAGGAAGCAGACUCCUCAUCAGCCGGUCGGAUGAAGAAGACAGGCUUGACACGCAUCGAGAGCUUCAAAGCCACCUUCUCCAAGGAGAACAUGAGCAAAACCCGCGAGAACCUGGGCACCAAAGUCAACAAACUCGGCGAGCGAAUCGUAACGGCCGAAAGGCGCGAGAAGAUCCGCCAGUCAGGUGAGAAGCUGAAGGAGACCUUCACCAAGACGGUCCCGGCGAAGCUGAACCUGAAGAAAGAGAGGACUGUGGCUGAGGGUCAGGAAGGAGCAGAGGGAGCUGCAGAGGCAGCCGGUCCAGUUCCUCCUCCGAAAGGCCGUAGGAGCAGCCCAGCAGCAGCCAGGGCGGCUGAAGACGAGGCCAAGCCGGCCGAGUCUGAGGUGCCCAUGUACGACAUGAAGCAGCUGUCAUAAACAGGACAGCUGCCAGU